UUCAAUAAAUGCAUCAAUAAUAGGAUGAAUAGAAAAGGUCUCUAGUGCAGGAGAAAAUGUAGAUGAAGUAACAAGGAAUAGACAAUGGCAAUUUGAGGAAAAUCAAUGAUGAGGACAUCUAGAAGAUUUAGGCUUAUGAAUAGAUGCAAAUAGAGAAUGCAAUGAAAAACUCAACCUGGAGUACUUUGAUGUUGCUAAAAAGCAAGGAGAUUGUCAAAUCAAAGUAAAAAUGGUACAUUUAUAUUUUUAGAUGGAGACCAAAAAAGAAAUAAAGAUUGUGGGAUUAGUAUAAAAUUGAUAAGAUCUUGAAGAAGUAUUCCAUCAUGAUAGAAGGCAACGACCCUCCCCCUCCAAUUAAAUCAUUCUAAGAUUUAAGGGUCGACAACAGAAUUUUGAAAAUCCUCAGCAAAAUGAAAAUCAAGAAACCAACUCCAAUUCAAAUGCAAGGAUUACCAGCUGUGUAUCGAAUUUUCACUAUAUAUUUAAGUUUAAUGGGAAGAGACAUUAUCGGAGUGGCACCAAGUGGAUAAGGCAAGACCUUAGUGUUUCUGUUGCCCGCUUUAUUAUAAUGCAUAGAGGAGGAAAUGAAAAUGCCAGUAAUCAGAGGUGAAGGACCAUUUGCUUUGAUAUUGCUCCCAUCCCAUGAAUUGGCAAUUUUGACCUAUGAGUUGGCAAAACAGUAUUGCCAGAAAUUCUAGAAGAAAGUAAUGAAUAUAUAUUCAAUAGAUAGGGAUUCCCAGCAAUACAUUGUCUCUUGGGAAUUGGAGGUAUGGAUAUGUCAUCCCAGUUGUAAUCAAUACGAAAUGGAGUUCACAUUGUAAUCGGAACUCCUGGUAGAAUUAGUGACAUGGUUAAUAAGAAAAAAAUAAAUAUGGAUUUGUGUAGAUUCAUAGUUCUGGAUGAAGCUGAUAGAAUGUUGGACUAAGUUUUUGAAUUGGAAAUCAGAAACAUUUUAGAACAUUUCACAGUAUGAUUAAUUAACUGAUACCUUAGUUUAGGGUCCUAGAUAAACUAUGUUAUUCAGUGCUACUCUCCCUAAGAAAAUAUAAGAAUUCACAAAACAAACAUUGGUCGACCCAUUAGUCAUAAAUGUAGGUAGAAGUGGUUAAAUUAACUUGAAUGUGAUCUAGGAAAUAUUAUAUGUUAAAUAGGAAGAGAAAUUGCAUUACUUAUUAGAUUGUCUCAAAAAAACAACUCCCCCUGUUGUCAUAUUUAGUGAGCAUUAGAAUGAUGUUGAUGACAUUAAUGAGUAUCUAUUAAUCAAAGGCGUGGAAGUAGUUGGAUUGCAUGGAGGAAAACAAUAGGAGGAUAGAACUAAAGCAUUAAAAUAAUUUUUGAAUGGAUAAAAAGAUGUCUUGGUGGCGACUGAUGUGGCUGCUAAAGGUUUGGAUUUUCCUGACAUUAAACAUGUUAUCAAUUAUGAUAUGCCCAAAGAUGUACCAGAUUAUUCUUAUUUAGAUUGAAUCCUACAUUCACAGAAUUGGAAGAACUGGAAGACAAGGCAAAACAGGCAGAGCAACAACCUUUGUCAAUAGAUAAUAGGAAGAGUCUAUUCUAUUAGAUUUAAAGUAUCUACUUGUGGAAUCCAAAUAAAGUAAUCACAUAUUAUGAUUUCUAGAAAUCCCUUAAUUUUUGGAGAAACUCAAAUCAGACGAGGACUUGAAUGGUUCAUGUGGUUAUUGUGAUGGAAUGGGACAUAGGAUGGCUAAUUGUCCAAAAUUAGAAAAGUAGAAGAUGAGAGUAUUAUAUUAUUCCCUAUUUAUUUUUAGAUUCUCACUAAUCCAAACAAAGAGAGUUGUCCAGAUUUCCUCAAAGGUUAAGACUAUAGAGAGAGUUAAAGUGCAGAAAGAUAAAAUUAAAUGGGAUGA
Messenger RNA from Paramecium octaurelia, 1868 nucleotides. NCBI's taxonomy places the organism in Eukaryota, Ciliophora, Oligohymenophorea, Peniculida, Parameciidae. The record is from the annotation of a GenBank genome assembly.